AAAGUAAGGAAAAAAACUAUUAUUUUGGAAAAGGGGCGUGGUCUAGCAGGUGCUGAAAAUUGCGGAAACGGAAACUGCUGCCUUGCGUCGUGUCCUCGAAGAUUCCUGCAAAUCAACCCUAGGGAAUAGAGGGGAAUCUACUGCUUCUGACAUCUGGAUAAAAAUCAAUGCGGUCGGGAGGAAGAAGAGCAGAUGAAUGCUCUCUGAGAUCUAAUUAUUGAACAGAGGCAGGUUUAAUUGAAGAUUGUGGUGGUUUGAUUCCCCACUACCCCCUUUCUCGACAUCAUGACUUCCUCCAUGCUCCGCCGACAGCUGAAGAACCUGGUCCAGAACUACUCUGAGGCUGAGGUUAAGGUGAGAGAAGCUACUUCCAAUGAUCCAUGGGGUCCCUCCAGCUCUCAGAUGGCUGACAUCUCCGAUCUCACUUAUAAUGUGGUGGCUUGCAAUGAGAUCAUGACCAUGCUCUGGAAGCGGCUUAAAGACGACAAGAACUGGAGGCACAUACACAAGUCUUUGACAUUACUGGAGUACCUGUUGAAAACCGGUGAUGAUCGUGUGCUUCUGAAAAUGAAAGACAACAUUUACAUCGUGAAGGCUCUCACAGAGUACCGCUUUGUUGAAAAGGAUGGCAAAGAUCAGGGUGGUAAUGUAAGAGAGAAGGCCAAGGUUGUCCUCGUUCUCAUGGAGGAUGAUGACAAAUUGAAGGAAGAGAGAGACUUUGCCCUGAAGACUAGAGAAAAGACAUCAAAAGGUGCUGCUGCCUCAUCAACUGAAGCAAUUAAGGAUCCCAGCUACAAGCCAUGCUACGUUCCUGGUUCUACAGGCCUUCCGUCUCUGGACAAUAUUCCUUCUGUAGCUGAUCUGACUGCUUCCUUUGCUGCCCGCAAAGAGGAGCGCAUUCGACUUGAGGCAGAGAAAAAAGAAACAGAGAGGAGAGCAAAGAUGAGCGAAGACGAGUUGAAAUGGGAGGAUGCAGCCAAAACUGCAGACUCAAAAGGCAGUGCUUGGGGAGGAGACAAAUCAGAAGAAGAGGAAGUAGUGAAAAAAGACCCAUGGGGACCUCCUAAAGAAACCAGCAGUGAUCCAUGGUCAGGUGCCGCCAAAACGGAAGAUCCAUUUGUAGCUCCAGCAACAACUGAGGAAGAUCCAUUUGCUGCACCAAAGAAUGGGGGAGAUCCAUUCGUAGCACAGGAAGUUGAACCUGAUCCCUUUAGUGCACCAAAGAAUGGAGAAGAUCCUUUUGUUGCAUCAAAAGAUAAACCUGACCCCUUCACGUCUUCUAACAAUGACCCAUUCAACGCUCCCAAGGACGAUCGCUUCAACGCUCCCAAGGACGAUCGCUUCAACGCUCCCAAGGACGAUCCCUUCAGCGCUCCCAAGGACGAUCCCUUCAGCGCUCCCAAGGACGAUCCCUUCAGCGCUCCCAAGGACGAUCCCUUCAGCGCUCCCAAGGACGAUCCCUUCAGCGCUCCCAAGGACGAUCCCUUCAGCGCUCCCAAGGACGAUCCCUUCAGCGCUCCCAAGGACGAUCCCUUCAGCGCUCCCAAGGACGAUCCCUUCAGCGCUCCCAAGGACGAUCCCUUCAGCGCUCCCAAGGACGAUCCCUUCAGCGCUCCCAAGGACGAUCCCUUCAGCGCUCCCAAGGACGAUCCCUUCAGCGCUCCCAAGGACGAUCCCUUCAGCGCUCCCAAGGACGAUCCCUUCAGCGCUCCCAAGGACGAUCCCUUCAGCGCUCCCAAGGACGAUCCCUUCAGCGCUCCCAAGGACGAUCCCUUCAGCGCUCCCAAGGACGAUCCCUUCAGCGCUCCCAAGGACGAUCCCUUCAGCGCUCCCAAGGACGAUCCCUUCAGCGCUCCCAAGGACGAUCCCUUCAGCGCUCCCAAGGACGAUCCCUUCAGCGCUCCCAAGGACGAUCCCUUCAGCGCUCCCAAGGACGAUCCCUUCAGCGCUCCCAAGGACGAUCCCUUCAGCGCUCCCAAGGACGAUCCCUUCAGCGCUCCCAAGGACGAUCCCUUCAGCGCUCCCAAGGACGAUCCCUUCAGCGCUCCCAAGGACGAUCCCUUCAGCGCUCCCAAGGACGAUCCCUUCAGCGCUCCCAAGGACGAUCCCUUCAGCGCUCCCAAGGACGAUCCCUUCAGCGCUCCCAAGGACGAUCCCUUCAGCGCUCCCAAGGACGAUCCCUUCAGCGCUCCCAAGGACGAUCCCUUCAGCGCUCCCAAGGACGAUCCCUUCAGCGCUCCCAAGGACGAUCCCUUCAGCGCUCCCAAGGACGAUCCCUUCAGCGCUCCCAAGGACGAUCCCUUCAGCGCUCCCAAGGACGAUCCCUUCAGCGCUCCCAAGGACGAUCCCUUCAGCGCUCCCAAGGACGAUCCCUUCAGCGCUCCCAAGGACGAUCCCUUCAGCGCUCCCAAGGACGAUCCCUUCAGCGCUCCCAAGGACGAUCCCUUCAGCGCUCCCAAGGACGAUCCCUUCAGCGCUCCCAAGGACGAUCCCUUCAGCGCUCCCAAGGACGAUCCCUUCAGCGCUCCCAAGGACGAUCCCUUCAGCGCUCCCAAGGACGAUCCCUUCAGCGCUCCCAAGGACGAUCCCUUCAGCGCUCCCAAGGACGAUCCCUUCAGCGCUCCCAAGGACGAUCCCUUCAACGCUCCCAAGGACGAUCCCUUCAACGCUCCCAAGGACGAUCCCUUCAACGCUCCCAAGGACGAUCCCUUCAACGCUCCCAAGGACGAUCCCUUCAACGCUCCCAAGGACGAUCCCUUCAACGCUCCCAAAGACGAUCCCUUCAAAACAUCACCCACUGAUCCAUUUACCACCCAAAAAGACAUUCCCCUUAAAACACCAACUGAUGAUGACCCAUUUGGUACUCCGAAGGAUGAUCCCUUCACAGCUCCAACAACAUCCCCUCCUACACAAGGACUGUCCCCCAAAGACGAGUCGUUUGUUGCUCCCAAAGAUCCAUUUUCAUCUCCAACAAAAGCAAUUGAAGUUGACCCUUUCUCUACACCAACAUCACCUCCUAAAGAUGAUUCUUUCUCUGAGCCAUCAAAAUCCAUAAAGGAUGACCCGUUUGCUGCACCACCAUCACCACCUAUAGGAGAUCCAUUUGCAGUGCCAUCCAGUCCACCAGAAGGGAAGGCCUCAGAUCCCUUCGCAGCCCCAGUGGAGGGCUCACCCCAAGACACCAAAGACACUUGGGGGGCACCCUCUGCUCCAACGCAAACAAAUGGGAAAGAUCCCUGGGGAGAAGUAGCCUCUUCACCUAUUAAUGAUUCUGACCCAUUUGGAGAUGCAUCUAAACCAGAAAAUGACCCAUGGGGUGCCCCAGCGUCCGCUCCUGUCUCUGCUGAUGAUGCGUGGGGAGCUCCUGCUCCGCCAUCACAGUCUUCCCCAUCCGAUGACCCCUUUGGAGAUGCGGCAUCUAAAUCUAACGACCCCUGGGGCUCCCCUAGCAAUGACCCCACAGGGAAGGAGAUGAUCAGAAAGGCCGUGUCCUUCCUGGGCCCGGCGGGGGCGUCGCUGGUUGAUUUGGAUGAUCUGAUUUCCUCCAAACCCAGCCAACACCCCCUGACAAACACGCCUGCCCCCCCAACACAAGCCAUGGGCUGUGCCCCCCUCCCUCGCUCCCUUUCCUCCUCCCUUCAAGCUCCUGUCGCUCCUCCUUUUUUCCCAGGCACUUUCUCAGACAGCUCAUCUGGUUGCACGGUUCCGUCAGGGGUUUUUCCCGAAAGAUCCGCCCCUUACCACAAUCCAUUUGGCUCCAGUCUCGCACCCACUCCAUAUGGUGCAGUGCGUCCCCACACAUUUCAGCCCCCACCGUAUAAUUUUGGGGGGUCUGCAGCUUGGGGGGUUCCUGAAGCGGCAAAGGUGCAGCUUGGGUCUGUGAGAGGGAGCGGAGAGGGAAGGAUGCAGCCUGGGACGACAUUGGGAGGAAACACCCCGGCAGGUGUGGCUAACCUCUACGGUUCCACCGCGAUCAACAAGAACAACAACCCCUUUUUGUUUUGAAAUUUCAUCUCACUAGUAAAACAGAAAAUCACUUUAUUCGCUGAAAAAAAAACGGCACAUUUUGGAAGAAAGCAAUAAAAAGUAUUUUUCAAUUCA
Messenger RNA from Oryzias melastigma (Indian medaka), 4101 nucleotides. Its product is annotated as cell surface glycoprotein 1. The transcript is spliced from 11 exons. Gene Ontology annotation, cellular component: plasma membrane; endosome; clathrin vesicle coat. Gene Ontology annotation, biological process: endocytosis. Gene Ontology annotation, molecular function: phospholipid binding; clathrin binding. Lineage: Eukaryota; Metazoa; Chordata; Actinopteri; Beloniformes; Adrianichthyidae. The record is from RefSeq and is a predicted model, not a curated record. The coding region runs from base 286 to 4005 and encodes 1239 amino acids.